This is a messenger RNA of Budorcas taxicolor (takin), 1275 nucleotides long. RefSeq names its product leucine rich repeat protein 1 (gene LRR1). Bases 1 to 1275 code for a protein of 424 amino acids. The transcript has 4 exons. Gene Ontology annotation, molecular function: protein binding. The record is from RefSeq and is a predicted model, not a curated record. NCBI's taxonomy places the organism in Eukaryota, Metazoa, Chordata, Mammalia, Artiodactyla, Bovidae.
AUGAAGCUGCACUGCGAGGUGGAGGUGGUCAGCCGGCACUUGCCGGCCUUGGGGCUGAGGAACCGGGGCAAGGGCGUCCGGGCGGUGUUGAGCCUCUGUCAGCAGGCGCCCAGGACUCCGCCGGGUCCCAGAGCUGGAGGCGAGCGGGGCGGCCGUCACCCCGCCUGCUUGUUCAUUUCCACCCUGAAGGACAAGCGCGGGACCCGCUAUGAGCUAAAGGAGAACAUUGAACAGUUCUUCACCAAAUUUGUGGAUGAGGGGAAAGCCACUGUUCGGUUAAAGGAGCCUCCUGUGGAUAUCUGUCUCAGUAAGGCCAAUUCCAGCAGUCUAAAGAGUUUCCUUUCAGCUGUGCGACUGGCUCAUAGAGGCUGUGAUGUUGAGGCACCACUUUCAACCCUCACACCAGUGAAGACUUCAGAAUUUGAAAAAUUUAAAACUAAAAUGGUUAUCACAUCCAAAAAGGACUAUCCUCUAAGCAAGAACUUCCCCUAUUCCCUGGAACAUCUUCAGACUUCUUAUUGUGGGCUUGUCCGGGUUGAUAUGCGUAUGCUUUGCUUAAAAAACCUUCGAAAAUUAGACUUGAGUCAUAACCAUAUAAAAAAGCUUCCAGCUACAAUUGGAGACCUCAUCCACCUUCAAGAACUUAACCUGAAUGAUAACCACUUGGAAUCAUUUAGUGUAGCCUUGUGUCAGUCUACACUCCAGAAGUCACUUCAGAGUUUGGAUAUCAGCAAGAACAAAAUUAAGGCACUCCCCGUGCAGUUUUGCCAGCUCCGAGAACUUACAUAUUUAAAACUUGAUGAUAAUGAAUUGAUUCGCCUUCCUUUCAAGAUGGGACAACUCAGGAACCUGCGGUUUUUGUCAGCAGCUCGAAAUAAGCUUCCAUUUUUGCCUAGUGAAUUUAAAAAUUUAUCCCUUGAGUACUUGGAUCUUUUUGGAAAUACUUUUGAACAACCUAAAGUCCUUCCAGUUAUACACCUGCAAAUGCCAUUAACUUUACUGGAAUCUUCUGCACGAACCAUAUUAUAUAAUAGGAUUCCAUAUGGCUCUCAUAUCAUUCCUUUCCAUCUUUGUCAAGAUUUGGAUACUGCAAAAACCUGUGUUUGUGGAAGAUACAGUAUAAGCAGUUUUAUUCAAGGAACUACUACCAUGAAUCUACACUCUGUUGCUCACACUGUGGUCUUAGUAGAUAAUAUGGGUGGUACUGAAGCACCUGUUAUUUCUUACUUCUGUUCUCUAGCCUGUUAUGUAAAUUCUUGUGAUAUGCUCAAGUAA